GGUCGCACGGCCGUGAUUUGUCCGAUGGCUGUGAUAUACCGAAAUACCCGCGCAAUAAACGAAUCCCGACGGUCACAGCACGGAGACACCGGCCGCACUCGCGCGCUCCCCGCCGGCUAGCACGGCGACUCCCGCGUCUCCCGCGUCGCGCACGCUUCCACACGUACGGUUAAACUGCAGCUAGGGCAUGGCAACUACAUCUAGAAGUAGGAGAAAGCAGGAUGAUGAGAAAAAAAAUAAGAAAAAACAGUCGCCCGUCGACGACCGGCCGUCCGUGCCUUCCCCCAGCGAAUCUAUGCUUCAAAAUCUCCGGACAGCGUUCGGUCUGUUGGACCGGGACAGCGAUGGGCACGUCACGCCGGCUGAGCUGCAGUUCAUGCUGCGGAACCUCGGCAUUGAGGUCAGCGACGACCUCAUAGCGGACCUCAUCAAGGACGCCAGUAAAACUGGAAGUGUGAUAAUUGAUGAAAAUGAAUUCAUGCAGUGGGUGACGAAGAUUCAAGCGCUGCAAGGAAUGGAUGUCAGUACGAGUGGAGGCGAUUCAGAGGAAGAAAUCACGAGAGACCUCCUCGCGGCCUUUAAGGUUUUCGACCGCGACGACAACGGCUACAUAACACGAGACGAGCUCCGGACGGCGCUCGAGAUGAUAGGCGAACCGGUGACGGACGCGCAGCUCAACCAGGUGCUGGCGCUCGGGGACAUCGACCGCGACGGCCGGAUCGACUAUGAAGAGUUCGUGAAGAUGCUGUUGUAAUGUACCUCAAACGCGAUGAAAGACCUCACUAGAUGUAAUGAGAUAGGAUAGACGUAAGAUGAUUGAUAUGACUUUUGUCAUGUUUUGCCGGCGAAGCGCCGUAGUUUUGUUUAGGCUUUUAAGUACUUACUUUUAGUUAUAAUUGGAUAUAAAUGUCCAUAAUAUUAAUAGGUUAAUGUAAUUAUAUAUUUUUAUAGGUUAUCCAGAUAGCUAUGUAGGUACUUAACGUUAGAUAAGUGCUUCAUUUGUCGUGCAUGGAUAAGUGAUAGGUUACCUUACUUUCUCGUACAUUUCUUUAUUUUGUUGUCUUAAAUUCCCGAGUCAAUAUUGUACGUCCCAAUUAUAUUUUUAGGUAUCUAUGUAAUAUGUUAUGUUGCAUGUAGCUGUAUACCUGUAAAUUGUUGUCUUAAAAGUAACGUACUUCCAUGUAUAUUUUUAUAUAAAUAUUCGAAAGUAUUUCCUUGGAAAAUAAAUACAUAGGUACAAUCGAAAUCACAAAAGACACAAAUAUAUUAUUGAUACAAAUUAGAUCAAGUAUUAUUUACAGUCUUAAUUAUAAAUGGUUACAUAUUCAUUAACUAAGAAAUCAAUUUAACGUUACGGCUUUGUUAAUAAAAAUUAAACGUUUUUUAUAUAAUAAAAUAAUAACUUUAUUUUUAAAAAAACAGUCCAGAGAAAAUUACAAAGAAAAAUGGUUACAGUAGAGUAUUAAAAACAUGACGAUAAUGUAAUGGAAAAACUAUUUACAAUAUAACAAAAUGUUACAAUAAACAUUAUUAUCAAUU
This is a messenger RNA of Bicyclus anynana (squinting bush brown), 1539 nucleotides long. RefSeq names its product calcium-binding protein E63-1 (gene Eip63F-1). Bases 188 to 754 code for a protein of 188 amino acids. The transcript has 7 exons. Gene Ontology annotation, molecular function: enzyme regulator activity; calcium ion binding. NCBI's taxonomy places the organism in Eukaryota, Metazoa, Arthropoda, Insecta, Lepidoptera, Nymphalidae. The record is from RefSeq and is a predicted model, not a curated record.